ACAUUUCUAAUAAACACGAGGGAAUAUGUUAUGGCAAAAGCUGUAAUCAGGGGAGGGUACAUGUCCUCUCUAGUCUCUAUAUAUACAUCACACUUCAAUUAUCACCUUCACUUAAACACCACCUCUACAUUUAAAUUUACACAAAACCUUCUUUAAACCCUCUACAAUGGCUACUUCACUUCACGUUCUUCUCUUCAACAUCAUUUUCAUUUUCUCCAUAUCUUCAUCUUCAUGCAAGACCACUCCUUCUUCUCUACUUUUACCCCUGAAAACAAAGUUUAUUCCAUCUAGGUCCCUGCUAAAGCCACCGAACAAGCUCUCGUUUCACCACAAUGUCUCUCUCACGGUCUCUCUCACCGUCGGGUCGCCGCCGCAGCAAGUUACGAUGGUGCUCGACACUGGCAGUGAGCUUUCCUUUUUGCACUGUAAGAAAACGCCAAACAGGCCCUUAACUUUUAACCCACUUGCCUCCGCUUCUUACACUCCGAUUCCGUGUUCUUCGCCCACUUGUCGGGUCCGGACCCGGGACUUCACUUCGCCCGUUUCGUGUGACCCGAAAAAGCUUUGCCAUGCAACUUUGUCGUACGCGGAUGCUUCUUCGGUUGAGGGUAAUCUCGCGGCCGACACUUUCCGGGUCGGGUCGUUGGAUCAGCCCAGGACGGUGUUCGGGUGUAUGGAUACGUAUUCGAGUUCGAACCCGGAAGAUUCGAAGACUACCGGGUUAAUGGGUAUGAAUCGGGGCUCCUUGUCGUUUGUCUCGCAAAUGGGUUUUCCGAAAUUUUCGUAUUGUAUAUCGGGUCGGGACGCAUCGGGUGUGUUAUUGUUCGGAGAAGCUAGCUUCUCUUGGCUAAAGCCUUUAAAUUACACUCCUUUGGUUCAAAUGACCACUCCUUUGCCUUACUACAAUCGGGUCGCUUACACGGUUCAAUUAGAAGGAAUCAAAGUUGCGGGUCGGGUCUUACCCUUACCGAAAUCCGUUUACGUGCCGGACCAUACCGGUGCGGGUCAAACCAUGGUGGACUCGGGUACCCAAUUUACCUUCCUACUCGGACCGGUUUACACCGCUUUAAAAAUGGAAUAUAUUCGACAAACAAGAGGUGUGUUACGAGUUUACGAUGACCCGAAUUUCGUGUUCCAAGGGGCAAUGGACUUAUGUUACCGAGUCGAAACGACACGAAAAAUUUUACCGAUUUUACCAACCGUAAGUUUUAUGUUUCGGGGCGUCGAGAUGAGCGUAUCAGGUGACAGAUUAUUGUAUCGAGUGCCCGACAUGAAAAUUGGAAAUGACGAUAUACAUUGUUUUACAUUCGGUAAUUCGGAAUUACUAGGAAUGGAAGCGUAUAUAAUAGGGCACCACCAUCAACAAAAUUUGUGGAUGGAAUUCGAUUUGGAAAAAUCGAGGGUUGGACUCGCUGAGGUCAGGUGUGAUUUAGCAAGUCAACGUCUUGGACUCGAUGUUUAGGAAAAUGUUUACGCGGCUAUGUGUGUGUAAAUAGCUGUUUUGUUAAUAUUUUUUUGAUGUUUUGAUUAAAUUGUGUUUUGCUGAUAGAAGAGAGGCCACUUUGUUCAGUUACCUAGCUUAGGAAUGUUUUGAACAUUGUGGCUUCUGUAAAAAUUAGGGAUUUUUUGGUGUUGAAAGUUUUUAAAUUUUGAAGCA
Messenger RNA from Daucus carota subsp. sativus, 1657 nucleotides. RefSeq names its product aspartic proteinase PCS1. Bases 167 to 1462 code for a protein of 431 amino acids. Gene Ontology annotation, molecular function: aspartic-type endopeptidase activity. The transcript has a single exon. NCBI's taxonomy places the organism in Eukaryota, Viridiplantae, Streptophyta, Magnoliopsida, Apiales, Apiaceae. Gene Ontology annotation, biological process: proteolysis. The record is from RefSeq and is a predicted model, not a curated record.